This is a messenger RNA of Hordeum vulgare subsp. vulgare (domesticated barley), 1768 nucleotides long. Its product is annotated as benzyl alcohol O-benzoyltransferase-like. The record is from RefSeq and is a predicted model, not a curated record. The transcript has a single exon. Bases 37 to 1491 code for a protein of 484 amino acids. Lineage: Eukaryota; Viridiplantae; Streptophyta; Magnoliopsida; Poales; Poaceae.
AACCCUACAUUGGUAGGAAAAAAAUUGACGGCUAGGAUGGUGCUAGAUGAGUUGAAGGUCCGGCGGGGCACGCCAUCGUUGUUAGCGCCGGCGCGGGCGACGCCACGGGAGAGCAAGCCGCUGUCGGACAUUGACAACCAGGCAGUAAUGUGGUUCUACAGCACCGUGAUCCACCUCUACCGAGGCAACCCAUCCAAGGGACUCAUCGACCCGGCGGUGACCGUGCGCGCUGCGCUGGCGGAGGCGCUGGUGCACUACUACCCGCUGGCCGGUCGGCUGCGCGAGGAGGCCGGCCGGAAGCUGGCGGUGGACUGCGCCGGGCAGGGUGUCAUGUUCGUGGAGGCCGACGCGGACAUCGUCAUCGAUGAUCUCGGCGACGUGCGGUACCCGCCGUUCCCGCGCUCCGAGGAGUUCGUCUACGACCACCACGUCUGCAGGGCGCCCCCCUCCGGCGUGCCGCUAGUGCUGGCUGCAAUCGUUGACCAGCCCCUGAUGUACGUCCAGGUCACACGGCUCAAAUGCGGAAGCUUCACCGUGUGCCACCAGAGUGCCCACUGCAUCAGCGACGCCGCCGGCUUGGCGCAGUUCUGGAAGGCAGUCGGCGAGCUCGCCCGCGGCGCCAGCGCGCCGUCCGUGCCGCCCGUUUGGGACAGGGAGAUUUUCAACGCGCGGCAGCCGCCGCUCCCGAGCUUCCCCCACGACGAGUACCGGGAGCCUGCAGACGGGUGCAACGGCGACCCGAUCGCAUCCACGCCAUCGCGCGACAUGGCGCGCGUCCAGUUCUCCUUCGGGCCCGGGGCCAUCGCCGCGCUGCGCAGGCAGCUCGCGCCGGGCGCGGCACCGGCGUCUCAGUUCGACCUGGUGGCGGCCUGCGUGUGGCGGAGCCGCACGGCGGCGCUCGGCUACGCGCCCGGGGACGAGGUGCGGCUGAUGAUGGCCGUGAACGCGCGCGGCCGGCGCAUGGACGUGUUCGGCCGCGAGGUCCCCGCCGGAUACUACGGCAACGCGUUCGCCUUCACGGUUGCGCGCUGCGCUGCCGGGGAGCUAUGCGGCCGCGAGCUCGGCUACGCGGUGGGGCUGAUCAGGGCGGCCAAGGCGACGGUGACGUACGAGUACAUGCGGUCGGUGGCGGAACUGAUGGUGCUGGAGGGCCGUCCUGUGAUCGCGAGGAAGCGCACGUUCGGCGUGUCGGACCUCAGCCAUGCCGGGUUCGACGAGGCCGAGUUCGGGUGGGGAAAGCCCGUGUAUUCAGGCGUCACCACGGACUCCCACCGAGACUUUCGGGGCGGCGCCACCUUCUUCAUCCGAGGCAAAAACGAAGGUGGCGAGGACGAGACGUUCGUCGGCAUCUACCUCCCACGAGACUGCACGGCAAGGUACCGGAUGGAGGUGUUGGCCCUCACCGAGACCAGCAGCAGCGCCAAGGCCAAGCUGCAGAGGGUUAUGGACAAAGCGCCGUCAGCUCCAUUUGUCCCGCGUGCCCGCUACUAAUUCCUCUAUCAGGUUACACAUACAUACAUAAUCACUUUUGAUAAAUCUCAGCUGAGUGAGAUUUAGCAAAGUCUCGCUUGAUUUGGUGGCCGCUAUAUUCGAGGAAGUAUGAAGACUCGUGUUCAAGUCGCAUCGUGGGCUCGAGCCACUUGUGCAUUUCUCCUUUCUCUUCUUCUUCAUUUUUUUAGGCAAUCCUUUGUCGUCUUUGUUGUGUUUGUAUCGGCCGUUACUGCUCAUCCGGCCUCACAUGCUUGUUUUUUAUUCUUCAUUUGUUUAC